UGCGAUUGCAGCACACACACCCACACACACACACGCCCGCCCGCAUCUCCCAGAUGAAGAAGGGUCCUCCAGCUUCAGCUCCGUGUCGUGAGUCGGAUGGAGGAGGAUACAUCUGCGGAAUGUGGUGCUUGGAGAUAAAUGAUCGCCACUGGAAUGACGGGAUACAUGGAGACAACACGAGACUGCGCCUGUGACAAACUUGUGCAAGGGAAACCCUCGGGAGGUCCCCGGAGAAGAUGGCAUUCUGGAGGAGAAAUACUCACAUUGAGAAGGAACGCCAUGUGAAAGCCAAUGCACGGGACUACAAUGACAAGUUCUCUUAUGCUGACAACCGAAUCAAAACCUCAAAGUACAACAUCUUCACCUUCCUGCCCAUCAACUUGUUUGAGCAGUUCCAGAGGGUGGCAAAUGCUUACUUCUUAGUGUUGUUGAUACUGCAGGUAAUUCCAGAGAUUUCCUCUCUGUCCUGGUUCACAACCAUCGUGCCUUUGGUAUUGGUGCUGGUAAUCACGGCUGUCAAGGACGCUACAGAUGACUAUUUCCGACACAAGAGCGAUCAGCAAGUCAACAACCGGCAGUCUCAGGUUCUCAUCAGGGGAAGUUUGCAGAAUGAGAAAUGGAUGAACGUUCGAGUGGGAGAUAUCAUCAGACUAGAGAAUAAUCAAUUUGUUGCUGCAGACAUCCUCCUUCUCUGUAGUAGUGAGCCCUAUGGACUGUGCUAUAUUGAGACUGCAGAGCUAGAUGGAGAGACAAACCUGAAAGUUCGUCAGGCUUUGACUGUCACCUCAGAUUUAAAAGAUAUUACAAAACUGAUGGACUUUGAUGGAGAAGUCAUUUGUGAACCACCAAACAACAAGCUGGAUAAAUUUACAGGAACUUUAUACUGGAGAGACAAUAAAUACCCUCUGGAUAAUGAGAAAAUGCUGCUGCGAGGUUGUGUACUCAGAAACACUGAAUGGUGCUUUGGAAUGGUUAUCUUUGCUGGGUUGCAAACCAAACUGAUGCAGAACUGCGGAAGGACUACGUUUAAAAGGACAAGUAUUGACAAACUGAUGAACACUUUAGUUUUAUGGAUCUUUGCCUUCCUCAUUUGUAUGGGAGUUAUUUUGGCCAUUGGAAACACUAUCUGGGUGAGUUGGAUUGGCAGAAACUUCCAGGUGUUUUUGCCAGGGGAGGAGUUUCAAAGCAAUGCUGUUUUCUCUGGUUUCCUCACCUUCUGGUCCUACAUCAUCAUCCUCAACACUGUUGUGCCCAUCUCACUAUAUGUCAGUGUGGAGGUUCUGCGGCUUGGUCACAGUUACUUCAUUAACUGGGACCAGAAGAUGUUCUGCAGGCAGACGAACACUGCAGCGGAAGCUCGCACCACCACCCUGAAUGAGGAGCUGGGCCAGGUGGAGUUCAUCUUCUCCGACAAGACAGGCACCCUCACGCAGAACAUCAUGGUCUUCAGCAAGUGCUCCAUUAAUGGACAGACAUAUGGUGACGUCUAUAAUGAAUUUGACGAGAAGGUGGAAAUUACAGAAAAAACAGCCUGUGUGGACUUUUCCUUCAACCCUCUGUGUGACAAAGCGUUUAAGUUUUACGAUGGCAGCCUGAUUGAAGCCAUUAAACUGGAGGAUCUUGCAGUGCAGGAGUUCUUCAGACUACUGGCUUUGUGCCACACUGUCAUGCCAGAGGAGAAGAGUGAAGGGCAUUUGGUGUAUCUGGCCCAGUCACCUGACGAGGGAGCCCUGGUCACUGCAGCACGAAACUUUGGGUUUGUCUUCCGGGCCCGAACCCCCGAGACCAUCACACUGUGUGAGAUGGGACGAGCUGUCACCUACCAGCUGCUGGCCAUACUGGACUUCAACAACGUGCGCAAGAGAAUGAGUGUCAUUGUCAGAAAUCCACAGGGCCAGAUUAAACUCUACUGUAAAGGAGCUGACACUAUUAUCUUUGACCGUCUGGAUCCAUCCAGUGAAGCCCUCAUGUACACUACCUCAGAACAUCUCAAUGAAUUUGCAGGAGAGGGGCUUCGAACAUUAGCUCUGGCCUACAAAGAUCUUGAUGAAGAUGAUUUUGAAGUUUGGAUGAAGAAGCUUCUGUUCGCCAGCACCGUGAUUGAGAACCGCGAGGAUCAGCUGGCUGUUCUCUACGAGGAGAUCGAGCAGGGCUUGAAGCUUCUAGGGGCCACAGCGAUCGAGGACAAACUUCAGGAAGGAGUCCCAGAAACUAUCGCCUGUCUAAAUCUAGCCGACAUCAAGAUCUGGGUCCUCACAGGAGACAAACUAGAGACAGCGAUGAACAUCGGCUACUCCUGCAACAUGCUGCGAGACGACAUGAAUGAGGUGUUUGUUAUCUCCGGCCACACACUGCUGGAGGUGCAGCAGCAGCUCAGGAGUGCUAAAGAGCACAUUCUCGGCCUGAGUCGAGUUAGCAGCGUAGGAGACGUUGAGAAGACAGAUAUGUUUGCUGACGACUCUGUGUUCGAAGAAGCCAUUAUUGCAGAGUAUGCCUUAGUCAUCAAUGGACACAGUUUGGCCCAUGCUCUGGAGCCACAGCUGGAGCACAUCUUGUUGGAUCUGGCUUGUUUGUGUAAAACAGUCAUCUGCUGCCGGGUCACUCCUUUGCAAAAAGCCCAAGUGGUGGAGCUUGUGAAGAGGCAUAAGAGGGCCGUUACCCUGGCCAUUGGAGAUGGAGCCAAUGACGUCAGCAUGAUCAAGACUGCUCACAUUGGUGUUGGCAUCAGUGGCCAGGAGGGGAUGCAGGCUGUUUUGGCAUCAGAUUACUCCUUCGCUCAGUUUCGGUACCUGCAGCGGCUCCUUCUGGUGCACGGACGCUGGUCCUACUUCCGCAUGUGUAAUUUCCUCUGCUAUUUCUUCUACAAGAACUUUGCCUUUACUCUGGUCCACUUCUGGUACGGCUUCUUCUGUGGGUUCUCAGCUCAGACUGUGUAUGACCAGUGGUUCAUUACCCUCUUCAAUAUAGUCUAUACAUCUUUACCAGUCCUGGCGAUGGGACUUUUUGAUCAGGAUGUUAAUGACCAGAACAGCCUUCGCUACCCGAGCCUGUACAAACCUGGCCAGCAAAACCUUCUCUUCAACAAACGCCAGUUUUUCCUGUGCACGCUGCAGGGGAUGGGCACCUCGUUCCUCCUCUUCUUUAUUCCCUACGGAGCCUUCUCUGUCAUGGUGAAAGAGGACGGCUCCCACUUUUCCGACCAACAAACAUUUGCUGUGACCAUAGCAACAACCUUGGUCAUUGUUGUAAGUGUUCAGAUUGGACUCGACAAACACUACUGGACUGCUGUCAAUCACCUCUUCAUAUGGGGAAGCCUCACAGUAUACUUUGCCAUAUUAUUUGCAAUGCAAAGUAAUGGCAUAUUUGGCAUCUUUCCAAGUAAUUUCCCCUUUGUAGGCACGGCACGUAACUGUCUAUCAGAGAAGAGUGUGUGGUUGGUCAUUCUGCUCACUACUGUGGUGUGUGUUGUGCCUGGAUUAGUAGUCAGCUUCCUGAGAGUAGACCUCUUCCCUACUCUAACAGAUAAGGUUCGUCAUCUACAACAGUCAAGAAAGAAGGAAGGACCUCAGGAGCAGAAUCUGAGGCGAGUACGCAGGACGAGCUCACGCCGCUCUGCCUAUGCCUUCUCCCACCAACAAGGCUAUGGAGAGCUGAUUACCUCCGGCAAAAACAUGAAGAUGAGCACUGUCUCUUCUGCUGGCUCCCCUGGAAGAACACCUCACAGCUCCACCUGGAUAGAAAAUAUGUUGAAGAGAAAGAACGAAGUGUCUUGCACCUCUGAUGAAAGCGGCAACAGAGCAAAACAGACUCCAAAACAACAGGUCAGAGCGUGAACUUGACCCCUGACUUACAGAUACUCUACACACUGUAGGAGACCAUAUUAAUAGAUCCCGCAGACCAAGCACAAGGUAUGAGUGUCUUUUGUUUGGGUGAAUUUAUGCUCAAAUCCAACAACACAGACAUACCUCAUUUUUUAAGUGUGAAUCACGUGGACUUUGUUGAAUGUUAAAGGCCAAUCAAAAACAUGAUUAUCUAGAGGAAGCAUUUCCCAAAAAAGUUUUUAAUCUUUAUCUGAAUAUAUUUGUUUAAUGUGCAAACUCAGCUUGACAACAGCAGGUAUAUUUUAAGACAAUAUAAUGCAUGAGUUGCUAAAGUUAAAGAAAUAUUUGUCGUCCUGCAUAAACUGAUCCAGUUUGAUCUUUAAGUGGUUAGUGUAUUGAUUUAAUGGCAUUUAUGAUUAAUAAGGAAUUUUGGGGCAUUGCAUCACCUUAAAAGGAACCUUUAGCUGUCACAAACUACUAUCUACAUAUAGAGUAUAAAUGACAUAAGCAAAAAUAAGGGUAGCCCCAAGCACCAGUGAAAACAUUUAUUAGACUUCCAUCUGUAAAGCCUAUGCACUGAAACUUUCUUCUCAACAUACAUCCAAAGUGCUAAAAUUUAAGUGUUUCUGUAAAUACUUAUGUAAAGCUGCUAGAUAUGAUAAGCACAACUACUGAUUGAAACAUCAAAUAUGGAACUUGUAACGCUAUCAUUUUUCCCUGUGCUGUGCCUUUUUAUGGAUCCUGUUAAAGAUAAUCUUUUUUAUUGGCUUGAUUUUUAAAGAAAAAGUGUGUGUACUGGACUGCAUGGCUUGAAUUUUAAAUACAGAUUUAACCCUCACUUUAAACAUUGUACAGUUGCUGCACAAUAUUUAAACUCCAAACAUGACGCUUGCUGCUUCCAAAAACAAAGAAUAAAGGAAAUUGUGAGGAGAGAGUGAGGUACGAUGUGAUAAAGGUCCUGAACAGACAUAAAUAAAGAAUGCUGCAGUUACAUAUACAGUACAGUAGCAUGUGCCUUAGACCAUCGAGCCUCCACCGUCACUGCUCUCUAAUGAAGUGAACAUUUUCUUGUGAAGAAGCUCAAGCUCAAUGUGUGAUCUUAUAAUCAGGACUUUCUACUUUACUUAAACCCGACACACUUUAACAGCCUGAAGAAACAUGUAAAGCCAAAAAAGAUUCAGCACAUUCGGUUCUUCGUGAUUUUCUUUUGCCCCUGUUAUGUACGUUAUGUUCAUGUAUGUAAAAAAAAAAAGGAUGGAUGGAUUUUAUACAACAGCACAAAUUAAACAUGAUUGAUAUUUUA
This is a messenger RNA of Dicentrarchus labrax (European seabass), 5124 nucleotides long. It is a transcript of the gene atp8b4, whose product is annotated as ATPase phospholipid transporting 8B4. NCBI's taxonomy places the organism in Eukaryota, Metazoa, Chordata, Actinopteri, Moronidae. The coding region runs from base 237 to 3833 and encodes 1198 amino acids. The record is from RefSeq and is a predicted model, not a curated record. Gene Ontology annotation, molecular function: magnesium ion binding; ATP hydrolysis activity; ATPase-coupled intramembrane lipid carrier activity. The transcript is spliced from 29 exons. Gene Ontology annotation, biological process: phospholipid translocation; Golgi organization. Gene Ontology annotation, cellular component: plasma membrane.